CUUGCUUUCACAUACAAGGCCUUAGCUGACCACCAUGUUUACCUGGAAGGUACUCUUUUAAAACCAAACAUGGUGACCGCUGGUCAGUCAUGUCCAAGGAAGUACACGGCUGAUGAUAAUGCUCGUGCAACUGUCCAAGCACUCAGUCGUACUGUGCCUGCUGCUGUUCCAGGUAUCACCUUCUUAUCUGGUGGACAGUCAGAAGUAUGUGCCACAGAAAAUCUAAAUGCCAUCAACAGAUACCCAGGACGCAAGCCUUGGGCACUUAGCUUCUCCUUCGGUCGAGCUCUCCAAGCCAGUGUCCUAAAGGCUUGGCAGGGACAAGAUAGCAACUUGGCCAAUGCUUAAGCAACGCUUCUCAAUAGGGCAAAACUGAAUGGACUGGCAGCUGUGGGGAAGUACAAUGGUGAAGAUGGGAGUGCAGCAGCCAGCGAAUCUCUGUUUGUUCCCAAACACACCUAUUAGUUAUCUCCCUUGGUUGUCUUGUUGUUGACACAAAGGGAAGUAAUUAAUGAACAUCAAAAUGUCAAAAAAAAGUUGUUAAAAUUAUUGUCAGUGUCCUUCAAAUUUUAUACAAGGAGUAACUUUGUUAUGGUGAAAAGUUAUUGAAGUAAAUUAAGAUCUCAACAAUAUACAACAGAUUUAAAAAGGUCAAAGGUCAAAGUUUGAAAAGUCACUGUCAAAGGCUGAUUACUCUAGGUACAACCAAUUACCCAUACAAUAGUGAUAAAAACUCCAUGUUCACAAAGUGCAUUCAAAGAAGUAUUGUCAUGUUUCCUAUUUCAACCAAAAAAUCCUUUAAAAUUUGUGAGAUGUGUUUAUUUUAUAUCAGCAAAUUUACUUUAAAUCUUUACAACUGUAUGUUAUGAUUGAAUUUCUCAAUGUGAACAUUUCUAACUAUUUUUAUAAGUAAAAGGGAUGUUUUAUAAUUAUUUCAUGACCUUCUUACUGUUUUUUAGUAGACUGCAGUGAUGUUCAGUGACUAGAUAUUGGACCACUGUGGUUCAUAUUUUACAGAAGAAAAAGCUAUAAAUUUGUGAUUUUUACUGUAUCUAAAAAACAUGCAUUACAUAACAAGUCCGUUAAAAUAAAAUAUUUUUUCAUGA
Ylistrum balloti is the source of this 1106-nucleotide messenger RNA. Its product is annotated as fructose-bisphosphate aldolase-like. Gene Ontology annotation, cellular component: cytosol. The transcript has 3 exons. Gene Ontology annotation, biological process: glycolytic process; fructose 1,6-bisphosphate metabolic process. Gene Ontology annotation, molecular function: fructose-bisphosphate aldolase activity. The record is from RefSeq and is a predicted model, not a curated record. NCBI's taxonomy places the organism in Eukaryota, Metazoa, Mollusca, Bivalvia, Pectinida, Pectinidae.